GUUUGACACAGCUUAUCAGGCUUGCACGAUCCAUUCGUCAUUUGGUUUAAAGGAGUUCUCCUGUACAGCUACUGUCUUACAGAGAUGAAGGUUCUAGCAUUUCUUGUCGUAUUUGUCGGCUUGACAUAUGGAGCCAACCAUAUGUGCUGGUCUGUGGAUCAAAUAUCAAACGAAGUUGUUAAACUCGCCGAUAAAAACAAGGAUGGUAUCAUUCAGCAAAGUGAAUUAAUUGAUGAACUUCUUACUGAUUGGAAUUUAGAUAACGGCACAUGUUUGUCGUUCCACGACUUUACUAGAAAUUGGAUUGAUAACUUCCACGACCAUCACGACACCGCACAUGCUUUCUUUAACAACCUCGAUCUCAACAACGACAAGCGAUUGUGCCUUGACGAUAUAUCGGUACAACUUCUUAAGUACGACACGAAUCCAACUGAUGGACAGAUACAGCCGGCGGAAUUUAACGCCUUCCUGCACGCUGUCCAUCCAGACUCCCAUCAAAAUGGCGGCCGAGGACACGGAUGCUAGAAGCAAAAUGUUUUGCUAGAUAUUCAAACAAUCGGAUUACUUUGUGAUGUUGUCGUUUAUUUAAUGAACAUAAAAACGCAUGAAUAAGA
Ruditapes philippinarum (Manila clam) is the source of this 614-nucleotide messenger RNA. RefSeq lists its product as uncharacterized. Lineage: Eukaryota; Metazoa; Mollusca; Bivalvia; Venerida; Veneridae. Bases 85 to 525 code for a protein of 146 amino acids. The record is from RefSeq and is a predicted model, not a curated record. The transcript is spliced from 6 exons.